Urocitellus parryii (Arctic ground squirrel) is the source of this 8745-nucleotide messenger RNA. Lineage: Eukaryota; Metazoa; Chordata; Mammalia; Rodentia; Sciuridae. The record is from RefSeq and is a predicted model, not a curated record.
UAGGUUGAAGAUUGUGAAGAUUUCUUUUAAGUGCAAACAGUUUUUUAUUCAACUUAGAAAGGAAUUGCAUGAAUCUAGAGAAACACUACUGGGAUUUAAUAUGGUGAAUUACCGAGCUUGUAAGAAUUUGUGGAAAGCAUGUGUAGAACAUCACACAUUCUUCCGUUUGGACAGACCACUUCCACCUCAAAAGAAUUUUUUUGCACAUUAUUUUACAUUAGGUUCAAAAUUCCGGUACUGUGGGAGAACUGAAGUCCAGUCAGUUCAGUAUGGCAAAGAAAAGGCAAAUAAAGACAGGGUAUUUGCAAGAUCCCCAAGUAAGCCUUUGGCACGGAAAUUAAUGGAUUGGGAAGUAGUAAGCAGAAAUUCAAUAUCUGAUGACAGGUUAGAAACACAAAGCCUUCCAUCUCGAUCUCCACCUGGGACUCCUAAUCAUCGAAAUUCUGCAUUCACACAAGAGGGAACCCGAUUACGACCAUCUUCAGUUGGUCAUUUGGUAGACCAUGUGGUUCACACUUCACCAAGUGAAGAUUUUGUGAGUCAGAGAUCUCCAUCAUCUACACAAGCUAAUAGCAUCAUUCUGGAAUCAUCACCAUCACAAGAAACACCUGAAGAUGGGCAACCCCCAGCUUUACCACCUAAACAAUCUAAGAAAAAUAGUUGGAACCAAAUUCAAUACUCACAUUCUCAGCAAGACCUGGAAAAUCAUACUAAUGAAGCAUUUGAUAUACCUUCUUCCCCUGAAAAAUCUACUCCUAAUGGUGGUAUUCCACAUGAUAAUCUUGUUCUAAUCAGAAUGAAACCUGAUGAAAAUGGAAGGUUUGGAUUCAAUGUAAAGGGAGGAUAUGAUCAGAAGAUGCCUGUAAUUGUGUCCCGAGUAGCACCAGGAACACCUGCUGACCUCUGUGUCCCUCGAUUGAAUGAAGGGGACCAAGUUGUACUAAUUAAUGGUCGGGACAUUACAGAACAUACCCAUGAUCAAGUUGUCCUAUUUAUUAAAGCUAGCUGUGAAAGACAUUCUGGGGAACUCGUGCUUCUAGUUCGACCCAAUGCUGUGUAUGAUGUAGUGGAAGAAAAACUAGAAAAUGAACCAGACUUCCAGUACAUUCCUGAGAAAGCCCCACUAGAUAGUGUCCAUCAAGAUGACCAUUCCCUGCGGGAGUCAAUGGUCCAGCUAGCUGAGGGGCUUAUUACUGGAACGGUCCUGACACAAUUUGAUCAACUGUAUCGUAAAAAACCUGGAAUGACAAUGUCUUGUGCCAAAUUACCUCAGAAUAUUUCCAAAAAUAGAUACAGAGACAUUUCGCCUUAUGAUGCUACACGGGUCAUUUUAAAAGGUAAUGAAGACUACAUCAAUGCAAACUAUAUAAAUAUGGAAAUUCCUUCUUCAAGCAUUAUCAAUCAGUACAUUGCUUGUCAAGGGCCAUUACCACACACUUGUGCAGAUUUUUGGCAAAUGACUUGGGAACAAGGCUCCUCCAUGGUUGUAAUGUUGACCACACAAGUUGAACGUGGCAGAGUUAAAUGUCAUCAGUAUUGGCCAGAACCCACAGGAAGUUCAUCCUAUGGAUGCUAUCAAGUUACCUGCCAUUCAGAAGAAGGAAAUGCUGCUUAUAUCUUCAGGAAUAUGACAUUGUUCAACCAAGAGAAAAAUGAGAGUCGUCAACUCAUUCAGAUCCAGUACAUAGCCUGGCCUGACCAUGGAGUCCCUGAUGAUUCAAGUGACUUUCUGGAUUUUGUUUGUCAUGUACGAAAUAAGAGGGCUGGCAAAGAAGAACCUAUUGUUGUUCAUUGCAGUGCUGGAAUUGGAAGAACUGGGGUUCUUAUUACUAUGGAAACAGCCAUGUGUCUCAUUGAAUGCAAUCAGCCAGUUUAUCCACUAGAUAUUGUAAGAACAAUGAGAGAUCAACGAGCCAUGAUGAUCCAAACACCUAGUCAAUACAGAUUUGUAUGUGAAGCUAUUUUGAAGGUUUAUGAAGAAGGCUUUAUUAAACCCUUAACAACAUCGUCAAAUAAAUAAGAAAAGAUAUGAAAUACAUGUUGGAAAACUGCUAUUCGUUAUAUUUCAUUAUAUUCACUGUGCCAUGACACUGCUUGCAGGAAAUGGCAUCUCACAAAAAAAUGAAGAACUAAAAAAAAAGAACUUUGAAAACUUCAGCACUGUUGCACUUUAUGUUUUAAAAAUAAGUCAACCCUUCAGAAUCUAUAACUCAUGUGUUGGAAGACUAUUUCAUGCUUUGCUCCGAACAAAUAGUGAAUAACUGAGUAUGUUCAGGGUAAUUUAUGAAAAUUUGUGGUGGUGCCAUGCAGUCCCCUUCUGGUAGAAUUGCCACAAGCGAGGCUCAGAAUCCUCAUCAUCUUUGUUGUACAUCUGUAUCUUGAAAGCAAAAAGAAGUAAAUAUCAGGAGUCAGCUCUGGCUUUUUUUUUUUCCAGUGGAUCAUGUACUUACUAAACUGAUUACCAGAUUUUAUUUUUAAGAUUUUAGCAAUAUCAUUCUCAAUAUUAGCCAAUACACUGCCUAUGGAUGCAGCACAUCUUUCCCUACGCACCCCCUCUAGAGACCUGCUGUUCAGAAGAAGAAAGGUGGAAUUUGCUAUUCCCAGGAAAUGCUGCACAUUGUCCAUUUACCAGCAUCUUAUAAAAAGUAUAGAUAUGAAUCUACAAAUUUUCUUGAAUUUAAUAAUGUAAUUAUAUUUAUCAUAAGGUUGGCUUAUUCCAAAUCAUGUGAUUUCAUAUACUUGAUGUAAAGGAAUGCAUGCAUUGUGUCUUAACCCCUUAAGUGCCUUGAGACAUCUUUAUGUCUAAUGAAAGGCACUCAUUUGACCCCACUAGGAGGUAUGUAAGUAUAUUGUACAUUCUUACAUUUUUAUGCAUUUUGAAUAAGUUCACAUUUUAAAAACAGGCUUCUUGUAUUGAGAGUUAUGCAGUCAAAAAAGGGUAAGAAAAUUCUAUUUCUUACUCAAUACUUGUAUUUUGCCAUAAGAAGCAAAAAUACUUCGUGUUCUACUGAGUGCACGCUCUGCUGCUACAGAAUUGUUCAAAAUAUGCACAUUCCUUUACUGCGGGACAGGGGUUACAGUUAAGCAGCUCAACUUAAAAAGAUGCUUUAUUAUUCAAAUUUCAUAUUUAUUUUAUCCCUGACUUUAGAAGUGGCAUCUGAUAAAAUACUGGGACUCUAAGCUAUAGAGCAAUUAAUUAAUUUUGAUUCAUUCCUAUCCAUAACUAAAAUAUUUCUCCUUAGCAUUCAUUUUAGUUAAUACGAAGCCUUUUUCGCACUGGUCUUUUGGUUGGGAUUCUUCAAGUGAGAAAUUAAAUAUUAUUGAGUCUAAAUAUAACCCUUCCUUAACUAAAAUGAGGGUUUUCUUGUCACUUUGUGUACAAUUAAAUUAUUUCCGUUUAUAUAUACUUAUUAAAUUAUAAGCAUGUUAUAUAAGGAGUCUUUUGAUUAUCCAAUCUGAUUGAGGAUCUGAUUCCCAUUAAGGAUAUAUCUGUUAACCUCUUCAGGUGUUUUGGAUUUCAAGUCUACAGAGAUAGAACUUUAAUAUUGCCCAAUUUAAGUGAAAAUUUGCCUGCCUAUUUAAAUAUUAUUUUACAUAAAUAUUUUAUAUGGAUAUGGUUAAAGUAGAUUCAUUUACUAGUGGUUUCUGAAUAUUUAUAGUUUUGAUAAAGUUUAGAGUCUAAUGGUUGGUAUUUUGGAAUGCCAUUUAGUAUGAAGGGGAAAAUGUACAUUUGAAAAUCUUUAGUAAAAUCUAAAUGAUGUCAUUUCACAUUCAAAAAUCUAUCAUAAUACAUUUCAGAAAGUUAAGCUCCUAAACAUUAAUAGCCAAGAUACCAAAUAAAUUAUACUAAAAUACUUCUAAGUCUUUUUUUAAAGAGAGAAGUAAACAUAAUCUUUAUGUUCUUAUCUAUUUCCUGAUUUCAGUCAAGACAGUAUAAAAUAGUAAAUGAACUAUUGACUUAUUUGAACAUUCCAUUCUGUACCAACAGAUAAAUGUAAAUAAGGCUGCUGUAUGAUAUGACAAGUUGAAAAAUGAAAAAGGAAAGACACGUUGGGGAUCUACAUAUGAAAUAACUGUUUUUGCACUUAUUUUUUGUGUGUAUUAAAAAAGUCUCUGCUAACUGGACAGAAAAUGACCGUCACAGUCAAAAAGAUAACAGUUGUGUAGACAUAAACAGACAAAUGUCUUGCUUGGCAUGUUCUUUAACUAUGGCUUUGUUUACAUUUCCCAGGUUAACUAAUUGUUGGCAAUGAGCACUGCUGCCUUUUUCAAUCAUUAAUGCCUGUCUUGAAAUGCCAAUGUGUUAGAGGUGUAGAAUUACAUUUAAAUUUAUCAUGUAUGCAUUUUUCAUCUGGGAGCUACGCUUUGUCAGUGUUUGUAUGUACAAAAGGAUCCUUUGUAAAAAUAUAUUAGGAUAUUACUUAAAUUAUCCUUCACAGCUUCUAAAAUGACUACUCUAAUUAAGCUUCCCUGUUUACCUAACAGCAAAGUCUUUAUCCAUUACACAUAAGAAUUUUUUAACCUGUUUUAAUCUAAAUAAGUUUCUAGAAAUAAUGGUGGCUUUUGUACACCAAGUUGAGUAGUUCUAGACUCCAUCCAUAUCAAUGUAAUGUUGUGUGGUAAAUUUCACGUUUCUUGUGUCUAAGCUGCUCUCCCAGUCCUGGUCACCCCUGCCUCCAUACCAUUAUACACUCAAGAAAGAAUGCUGACUUUUAUUCUGACAAGUGGAAAUCGGUAUUGGUGAUUCAAGGAGCUUUUAUAAAUGCAAGUAUUUGUAGAGAACUUCCCUCUCCGAUUUCAAAUGUUUUUUCUGUGUUCAUUUCAAGUUGUUUUUAUUUGUAUCUUAUUAGCAUCUGAUUUUUGUCGGCAUGGUAUAGACAGGCUGAAGAAUAUUUUGGAAUAAUCUUUGCAUUCACAAGAAGAAUUGGUUGGAUUUGUCAAACUGAUACAACCAUCCAGAAUUGAGGCAGAGUAAACAUCUCAGAAAAAUUUCCGUUGUCUGGCCUAUUAGGUCAAAUAGAAGGAAGACAAAUGAUUGAUCAUUUUGAUUUAAGAAUAAAGAGAACAUUUAUUAUAUGAAAACUGACUUCAAAUGCACAAAGUUACAUUAAGGCAUUAAGAUGAUUGCUUGAAAGUUUCAGGUACAAAUAUAUGUGUGUGUGUGUGUGUGUGUGUGUAUAUAUAUAUAUAUAUAUAUAUAUAUACACGUACAUACAUACAUAGAGAUACUUUAGUGCAUUUGUUUACACAUUUCGUUAAAGUUACUGCCCACAAACAGGAAGAACAGACUGUUUAAAGUACAAGGUUGUUGAGCAUCAGUUAGCAGGUCUGAUCAGGUCUAAUCAGGAAUUUGAGAAAAAAUCUUGUCUCCUGUCUCAAGUACAACUUGAGAGCAGAAAGGAAAUGGAAAGAUUUUUUUCCCCCAAUCUCCACUUCCCUUAUUAUAGCAAGGAAACAGAGACCCAGCAACAGUAAUUGAUUUAGCAAAGUCUCAUUUUGUACAAUCUAAGUUUCCUAAUUCUCAAUAUGGUGUUCUCUAUGUUAUACUAGAACUUCAGUAAUUGUAACCUAUGUGAAUAUCAUAAAUUCUUGUGAAUUUUAGUCUGUUUCAACUUGAGAAGCAUACUCAGUGUUUUUGCUUCAUAACUAUGACAACCUUAGGAGAUAUCGCUUAAGUUAGAAAAUAAGUAGGCUGCAGUAGUGAUCCUAAUUAGGACCCUGACUCACUCAUGCUUCCCUGUCAGAGAACAUAAGCUUUUGUGAAGUAUUGAGGCUGAUACAAAUGCAAUAUAAAAGCAUUCUGGACUGCAAGUAGAAGACUAAUUUUUAAAAACACUUAAGACACAGAACUAAGAUUUAAAUGUAUGUCCAUUUAUAGUGAAAUAAUUUAUGUUCAUAAUGUGAACAUGUAAUAGAAUAAAAGCAUUAUUUGUCUUAUAAUCUGAUCAUGAAUGGAGAAGGGAAUACGAAUUUAUAACAAUGUGCUAUUUAAUAUUUGUAUUUUGAAAAUAUUUAAAAUAUUCUAUUGGUAAGGUUGCCAAAGUAGUUUUGAAUUCAUAAAAGUUAUAAUAAUGUGGGAUAUGUUUACAGGUUCUUUGAUUUGGUAGUAAUUUUCAUAGUUCAGAUUAAUUUGCAUUUAAAGUCAUUUGUAGUAAGUACAUUAUGGUAAAUGUUUGUUUGAAUAAACAUCUUGAUAUGACAAGAUGUAUAUGAGUGAUACCAUAGCCUGCUUUUAUAUAAGCUGCCACAUAAACAAACUGAGUACUUCAUAUGAAGAUUGUUUCCCACAUUUGCUUCAGUUGUACAACCACAGUUUCUGGAACUGUUUGUUGUGGUGCUUCUUCCGAAUGAAAUAGCUGUUUUUACAAUCCACUAGGUUAAUUUAAUCAAAUAUUGGAUUUACCGAUCUGUUGGCAAAGAUUUAUUAGUGUCUCAGUGUGGUCACAAUACAAAUUGUAGCAACUAUUUUAUAAGUCUUAAACAUAUAGAUAAAAGGAAUUUUCUUAAUCCUAAAGCAUUUUGAGGGCUGCUUGCUGAUCCAUAUUUCAUCAAUUUGAAGAGCCCAAGAAAUGAAUUCCUAAAUUGUAUGUUUGGGGUUCAGUUUUCUUUACAAUGCCUACAACAGUUAUCAACAUUAUUAUAUGCAGUCUUCAACUAUUUUUUAGUAGCAAUUAUUAUUAUAAGCCUUUUGAUGUUGUUAGAAAUAGCAAUCCCUAUUUCUGCCCAAAAUUAGACACUUUUAUUUCACAAUAUUGGUGAAUUUGUUUUGGGUAGACAACAAAAUACUACUUGUUUCUAUAUAUAAAUUUGCUGCUAUUUAUUUUUAUGUUUUUCUACUUUAGUAUAUUGUUGAUUUCUGAAAUUUAAGUUAAAAUUGUUUUUAUUUUAGUCAUCCAAGCUAAGUGGUCAGCCAUAGUACUAUCUGCUUGGGUGUAAUCUGUCUGCAUUAGUUAGACAUAGUUCAGUGCAUAAAUAAACAAAUUUUUCUUUUAAUUUGCAAAGUGAAAGUUACGAGCAAUCUUGCAAGUUAAAGCUACAAUUUUAGGGAAGAGUUCAAACAUUUAACUUUUUUUUUUUAACCUUUUAAAAUUUCCAGUACAAGAAUGGAAAUGUUUGAAAGCCUUCUUUAGCUCACAAAAGUUAAACACUGUAACAGAGUUUUCCUAUCUGUUGUUGUGUAAAUGAUAUAGAAAAUAUUUUUCUAUGAAAAAAAGUUGAAAAUGUUAACUUCUUUAAUUGUUAAAAAGGGAUAAAAUGAUAUUUGUAUGUCUUUCAUGCUGUAAAGAAAAUGAAUGUAUCUUUCAAAUGUUAUUAGAAUUAUGACUUGAUUCUAAGGAUACUCUUAUUUUUUAACAAAAAAAGAAAGCCUGCAAAAGGAUUGGAAAGAAGAAAGGGAGGAGUAUUACACAUUAUAAAAAAUGCAAUUUUAGAUGAAAAGUAAUUUUCAUUAUAAAAGAGCAAUUGUUGAAACAUAUUACAAACAUGAUGUGCAUUCUUUUUCAUAUUGCUUUGUUUUAGCUCUAGAAAUUUCCAGAAAAUUCACACAUACGCCUUUUAAGUGUAAAAUAUUCUAAUUCUAGGCUUCUGGGGUGAAUUUUUGUGUGAGGUUAAAAAUUCUGGAUGAAUUUUUGUGUGAGGUUAAACAUGCUGCUGCGUGUGUCUGCCACGGAGAAAAGUUCCCAAGCUUUGUCACUGGGACACCAUAAGUGAGGACAUCAUUGUAAGAAUGUGAUUUAGUUAAAGCCUGAAAACCUUGCCUGAAAUCCACUACAGUUAAUUAUGUGUAAAGGUCCCUGACCCAGUAAGUGGUUCUGCCUUUUUAUUGUCAAAGUCACAGACCAUCGGGUCCAACUCUGACUUGAAGCAGUGGUGUCUUAUAUGUUAACGAUUAUUAAUGCUGAUGAACAACAACAAAAAAAAAAAAAAAAAAACUUUAUUUUAAGCCAACUACUACAGGCAUGAUUUGUUCAGCAGCAGCUUUAAAAAGUAGUAUUUACUGUCACUCAUUAAACUUGAUUCAGUUGGGGUUGGAAGCAGUGAUGCAGGCCUGUAAUCCCAGCACUCAGGAGGCUGAGGCAGGAGCAUUCAUAUUCAAGACCAGCCAAGGCAAUUUAGUGAAACCUGUCUCAAAAUAAAAAACGACUAAGGAUGUCACUCUGGUAGAGCACCCCUGUGUUCAGUCCCCAGUACUGGCAGGAGAAGGACUUGAUUCAGUUAGAGUUUCAUUCUCUUAGCUUCCUGCUUUUUGUCCUCCGCAUUAAAAAAAAAAAAAAAAAAAAAAAAUCACUCACCUUCCAGGCACACUGGUGCACGCCUAUAAUCCCAGUGACUUGGAAGGCCAAGGCAGGAGAUUUGAAAGUUCAAAGCCAGCCAAAGUACUUGGAGAAGCCCAUAGCAACUUAGACCCUGUCUCAAAAAUAAAAGGAGCUGGGGAUGUGGCUCAGUAGUUAAGUGCACCUGGGUUCAAGCCCCAGUACUCCCGCCCCCACUCCAAAAAUCACUAUGAAAUAAAUACUCUGAACAACUAAAAGGUGUUACCUUUAUUACCUUUUGCAACAGUUAUAAGAAAUUAGUGGGCUGGGGAUGUGGCUCAAGCGGUAGCGCGCUUGCCUGGCAUGCGUGUGGCCCGGGUUCGAUCCUCAGCACCACAUACCAACAARRAUGUUGUGUCCGCMGAGAACUARAAAAUAAAUAUUGAAAAUUCUCUCUCUCUCUCUCUCUCUCUCUCUCUCUCUCUCUCUCUCU